CCCAUCCCUCAUCCCCAGCCCCACGCAGGCAGCUAUGGGCAGGGGGCACAGGAAAGGGAUCCCACGGACCCCAGCGAGCCGAAGAGCUCCCUGCCGGGGGGAGGACAGAGAGGCUGCGCGGCUGUGAGCAAUGGCAUCCGAAAUCCAGAUGCCGGAGCCCGUCUGCCUAAUCGAGAACAAGAAGGGGAAGGGGCUCGUGGUCCAGCCGGAGGCCCUGCAGCUGCUGUCAGAGAUCACGCAGCCCAUGGUGGUGGUGGCCAUCGCCGGGCCGUACCGCAGCGGCAAGUCCUACCUCCUGAACAGGCUGGCUGGGCAGAGGAGAGGUUUCUCCCUGGGUUCCAGCGUGCGGGCGCACACCAAAGGAAUCUGGAUGUGGUGCGUGCCUCACCCCUGCAAGCCCGGACACACGCUGGUGCUGCUGGACACCGAGGGGCUGGGAGACACUGAGAAGGGCGACACCGAGAACGACACGUGGAUCUUCGUGCUGGCCGUGCUGCUCUCCAGCACCCUGAUCUACAACAGCAAGGGCACCAUUGACCAGCAGGCCAUGGACAACCUGCACUAUGUGCUGAAGCUGUCAGAGUGUGUCCAGGUGAAAACAGCACCCGAGGAGGCAGGAGAAGAGCAGGCAGGAGCUGAGCAGGCAGGAGAAGAGCGGGCAGGAGAUGAGCAGCCGGGUUCGGACAGACGCGCCCUGUUCUUCUCAACCUUCAUCUGGGCUGUCCGGGAUUUCACGCUGCAGCUGGAGGUGGACGGGAAGGAAAUCUCCGAGGACGAAUACCUGGAGAACGCGUUGAAGUUGAAGGAUGGGAGCAGCCAGGAGGCCCAGAGCUACAACCGGCUGCGGGAAUGCAUCCGCCAGCUCUUCCCGGAGCGCAAGUGCUUCGUUUUCGACCAGCCAGCCAGGAAGAAGGACCUGCCCCACUUGGAGGAGAUCCCGGACAACAUGCUCGACCCUGAAUUCCAGCAGCAGGUGGAGCGCUUCUGCAGCUACAUCGGGCAGAAUUGUCCCCCCAAGACCAUCCCUGGUGGCCGCGAGAUAACGGGGAGCAGGCUGGGGACCCUGGCGGAGAACUACGUGGAGGCCAUCCGGAGCGGGGCUGUGCCGUGCCUGGAGAGCGCGGUGCUGGCGCUGGCAGAGAUCGAAAACUCGGCGGCGCUGAAGGAGGCCGUGGACUUGUACCAGCGUCAGAUGGAGCAGAGGCUGCCCACGGAGACCACCCAGGAGCUGCUAGAGCUGCACGCGCGGUGUGAGGAGGAGGCGAUGCAGCUCUUCAUGGAGCGGGCCUUCGAGGAGAGCAGGGAGCGGUUCCGGGCAGAGCUCACGGUCCAGUUAGAGGCACUUAAAGAAUAUUUCUGCAUCCGGAACGAGUGGGUAUCCUAUAAGAAGUGCAUGGCCAUCCUCCAGAAGCUCUUCCAGGACUUGGACAGACGGAUCAAUGCCAGGUUCUACUUCAUGUCUGGGGGCUACCUGCGCUUCCAAAGAGACCAGAAGGCACUGGUGGAACAAUACAGGAAACUGCCUGGCAAGGGGGUGAAGGCAGAGGCUGCGCUGCGGGAUUUCCUCCAGGAGAGAGAGUAUAUGGGCAAAAAAGUCCUCAAAGACGACCUUGAGAUUACAUUGGCUGUAAUACUGAGCUGUCUUUCAAUAGGGGUGGGUAUUGCUGUCCGAAUCAUAAAAUAAUACAAUAAUAAAAAAAUGCAAUAAUAAAAGAAUGCAAUAAAAAAUAAUGCAAAAAUAAUAAAAAAAAUAAAAAAUCCUCCAA
Messenger RNA from Anas platyrhynchos (mallard), 1766 nucleotides. Lineage: Eukaryota; Metazoa; Chordata; Aves; Anseriformes; Anatidae. The record is from RefSeq and is a predicted model, not a curated record.